Chlamydomonas reinhardtii is the source of this 3516-nucleotide messenger RNA. RefSeq lists its product as uncharacterized. Gene Ontology annotation, cellular component: nucleus. NCBI's taxonomy places the organism in Eukaryota, Viridiplantae, Chlorophyta, Chlorophyceae, Chlamydomonadales, Chlamydomonadaceae. The transcript has 10 exons. The coding region runs from base 307 to 2619 and encodes 770 amino acids. Gene Ontology annotation, biological process: regulation of DNA-templated transcription. The record is from RefSeq and is a predicted model, not a curated record.
UUGACUAGCCUCAGCCAGCACCGCAUUCAACACCUGCGCGGUUGCUGCUCUGCUUGUCGGCCCUGCGAGCCGUGACCGCAUCACACAAAGGACAUAGGCCCGCCAUGCAAUUGAUACAACAUAACUUGCGGGCCUGAGCUCUAAUAGCAUGGACUCGGGUCGCUGGACCAUUGAGCCUCUGACUGAGCAGCGCAGCUCGAGCUGCGCUUGGCAACUAUCGCCCAAGCGAACGGCGUGACCUCUAGCACCCAUUGAAGCUGCCAGUCAGCGGAUUUCGGCGCGCCUGCAAAGCUGGAGGGCGAAAUCAUGGACGCUGACCAAAAUGGACAGCCACCGCUUGUUGACGCGCCGACGGUGGCACCGCCGCCUGGGAUCCGGCCAAUGUCCUCACCUCAGGGCUUCUCGGGUCAGAUAUUGGGAUCGCUAGCGGACCUGCCGCCGGGCCUGCGGAGCACAACGCCGCAGCUUGGCGGGAUGCCGGGGCAAACGGCGCUGCCCAUGUUUCCACCGCCCGGGAUGCCUCUCCCAGGAGCAAGCACGCUGGGCCGCAAGCCGUCCGGCGGCAAGGUGCCCUCGGCGUCGUCGCUCGGCAGCGCGGCCGCCAGCGGGGCCGGGAGAAAGCAGUGCAACUGCAAGAACUCGCGGUGUCUAAAAUUGUACUGCGAAUGCUUUGCGUCCAGUCGGUAUUGCGAAAUGUGCAACUGCAUGCAGUGCUUUAACAACCGGGAGAAUGAGGCGGUGCGGCAGAGCGCUGUGGAGGCUAUCAUGGAGCGCAACCCCAACGCCUUCAAGCCCAAGAUAACGGGGCACGAGACGCACACGCCGGUGGUGGUGGCGGCGGCGGGCGCGUCGGGGCGGCACCUCAAGGGGUGCAACUGCAAGAAGUCGUUCUGCCUCAAAAAGUACUGCGAGUGCUUCCAGGCGGGCAUCCACUGCUCCGACAACUGCAAGUGUGUGGAGUGCCGCAAUUUUGAGGACGGCGGCGGCACUGGCGGCAAGCGCGUGCGCUACAGCAGCGCCCCGCCGCUCGCGCCCACGCCGCCGCCCGCCUCCGCAGCCGCGUUUGGCCUAGGCCCCGCGCCCGGGCUGCUGCCGCCUUUCGGCGGCCCGCUUGGCGGCGGCUUUGGCGGCGGCCUGGGCGGCUCUGCCGGCGUGCGGUCGCCCACCCACGGCCUGGGUGUGGGCGGCGCCAGCGGCCUCAACCUGCUGCAGCAGCAGGGCGUCAACAUGGGGCUGCUGGCGCCCGAGGUGGUGGGCCUGCUGACGGGCAACACGCUACCCGGCACCGCGGCCGGGCUCAGCAGCAUGCUGGCGGCGGCGGCGGCGGCUGGCGGCGGCGGGCGGCCGGGCAGCGCCACCGCCGCGGCGGCAGCGGCUGCCGCGGGCGGGCUGGGCGGCUUCGGCACUCUGACCCUGGCUGGGCAGAUGGGCGGCGCAGGGCAAGGGCAGCAGCAGCAGCAACAGCAGCAGCUGGGGCUGCCGCCGCUUGCGGGUGGUUCUGGCGGGGCGCUGGGGCCGGGCCUGCCGCCGCAGAGCAAGGUCGCGCAGGAGGUCUGCAGCACGGUGUGCGGCAUGGUGAAGCUGUCCGUCAUCAACGAGCUGUGCCAGCUGCUGUGGCUGGUCGCGGACGAGGAGGCGGCGGCGGCCGGCGCGGCGCCGGCCGCCAACGGAGCCGCCACGGACCCGCAGACGGCCGUGAAGGCGGAGCAGGGGGCGGGCGCAACGGACAUGGACAUCGACCAGCAGGGGCAGCGGGCGGAGGCGGCUGCGGGGGCGGACGCGGAGCCUGCGCCGCGCGGAGGCGAGGCGGGCGGCAGCGGCGGCCGGGAUCUGUAUGUGCGGCAGGAGCGCGUGGUGCUGGAGGAGUUUCUGUCCAUUGUCAACAAGCUGGGGGAGACUGCAGCCAAGAAGCUGGCGACUGCGCAACAGCAGCAGCAGGGGCAGCAGCAGGGCGCAGUGGCGGCAGGCGUGACGCCGGGUGCGGCAGCGGCUGCGGCAGCAGCCGCGGGCUCGGGGCCCUUUUCGGCGACGGCGGCGCCGCAGCAGCAGCAGGGGCAGCAGGCAGGGGCGGCGCUGCAGUAUGUGGUGCCGGGCGGGAUGCAGCCGCUGCCGGGUGGGCCGGCCGGCACGCCACCCGCGCACUUCAUUCCCGUGCUGGCACCGCCGCCGCGACCGGGGCAGGCCUCUACACCCACCGCGGCGGCGGGCCAGGCGCAGUCCUUCAUCCCCACUGUCGCGGCGCCGCUGGUGGUGCCGCCCGUGCGGCCCGGCUCCCUCAGCAGCAGCGGGGGCACAGCCGCAGCCCCAACCGGAGCGACGCCGCCGCCGCCGCAAGCGGGCCCGCUGCAUUCGGGCGUACCUGUCAUUCUGGCGCCCUCGCGCGCGCCGCCAGCAAGCGCAGGCGUGGGGCAAGCGCAGCUGCCUCAGCAGGUGCCGUUGGCGGCGUUCGGCGAUCAGCCGCAGGCGGUGGCAGCCUACGGCGCGCUGGGUGCGGCCGGUGGUGGGGCGGGGCAUGGGGAGGUGCUGGGGUCAGAGACCGUGCAGGUGUCAGUGGUGAUUGGCGUGGGCGAUGGUUCGGCAUCGGACACGCCGCCGCACCUUGAAGGCGCGCUCACGUGAGGAACGAGAGGACAGGGGGCUCCCGCGUGGGGCUCCCGGCAUGACUAGUCAAAGGGCGGUGGCGAUGAUGACGGGGGCGGGGCAAGUUGACAGGGGAGGUGUACCGUAUGCUGUUGGGUGUGCCAGGAGGGGGGCUGGCUGCGUCAAGCGCCGUGUUGGGAGCUCAGCUGCCGGGGUUUGUUAGGGAGCCAGGCGGGCGGGCGCAAAGGGAAUGAGCGGGGAGGCGGCGCGCUGUGCGGGUUGUGACGCAUUGCUUGCCGGUAUGGCUGAUGGAGGCCCUUGCAACUGGGAAGCUGCUUUGCUCUGGCAACAUGAAUACAUGAUGGCAUCCCGUAAGACAAUACUGAAGCGCUCAUAUUGCGUUCCAUGCUCGCUCCAUCUGGCGGCAGGAAAGACUGACUACCGGUACCGUCAAGCAUGUAGGAAGCCGCGAGACGACUAGCUGGCUGCGGUAGCCAAGUACGCUUAGGCCGCACGCAUGACGGCUGCUGGGGGCAGAAGCCACGGGUCUAAGUGUGUUGGGUGACGGCACGAUACGAAGAUGCAGUUCAGAGUAGGUAUGGGGUUGUCAUACGGUAUCCGCGUUUCCAAUUCUCGGAGUGAGGGCAGACUCUGGUGAGUGGGGAGUGUAGGGUGUGUGAUGGGACAGUGGUAAGGCAAGUUGGGGAGUGUAGGGGAGUGCAUACUGUUGCAUACGUGCACCUUUUGCAUGGUUUGGGGGAUGUAAGGCCCGGGAAUAACCUGAUCAUAGCCUUCCACCCGAGAGUGGAGAGUGGCAGGCAUGCGCGGCGACGUGCUGCGUGGUUCCUCCCCUGCCCUACCCUGCUGCGCACGAACUGGCACGAGCUGCAACGCCUAGGCCCAAGGGCUCGCACACCUCUGUAAAGCUCGGGCCCU